Molecule: messenger RNA, 5957 nt
Organism: Chenopodium quinoa (quinoa)
Lineage: Eukaryota; Viridiplantae; Streptophyta; Magnoliopsida; Caryophyllales; Amaranthaceae
Product: 1-phosphatidylinositol-3-phosphate 5-kinase FAB1B-like
Exons: 13
Coding region: 456-5771 (1771 amino acids)
Biological process (GO): phosphatidylinositol phosphate biosynthetic process
Cellular component (GO): endosome membrane
Molecular function (GO): metal ion binding; ATP binding; 1-phosphatidylinositol-3-phosphate 5-kinase activity
Source: RefSeq, a predicted model, not a curated record
ACAAUAAAACAUUUUCUGGCCACCAUUUGUUUCCUAGUAUUUCAGUUUUUUAUUUAUAUUUUUUCAACCUAAAAUAAAAUAUAGGAAAAAAAAUUUGCGGUGGUCUUUGAUACAGAACUCACUUUGGAUUUUUUUUCCUGAUCUUUUCAUACAAUUGAUUAAUCAAACAAGAGAUAAAAGUGAGAAAUUUUGCAGAAUUGUUAAAUUUAUAAGUUUUUCUUGAGUUGCUAAUUGCUUGCUGUUCUGCACAGAGGUGAUUGUUACUGUUGGAUAUUGUGUUGCUGAGCUUAUAGUAAUUACGUGGGUUGGGUUAAAGUGGGAAAAGGGAGAAAGCUUGUUUGAGUUUUUGUGGGUGUGGUUGAAUUGAUUGAAUAUUAGCUAUUGCUACUGUUGGGGUUUGGGUGGAAUGAAAAUAUGAUUAUGAGACUGGUCAGGGGACAUUUUCGACGUCGUCGAUGGGUUCCCCUGACAAAAAGCUAUUGGGUAUUGUGAAUUUUUGGGGUCCCCGGAAAUGCGAACCAGCCAAUGUGUCAAGGGUUUUUUGGAUGCCGGAUCAGAGCUGCCGGGUGUGUUAUGAGUGUGAUUCCCAGUUUACGGUGUUUAAUAGAAGGCAUCAUUGCCGGCUCUGUGGUCGAGUUUUCUGUGCUAAGUGUACGGCUCACUCAAUUCCAAUCCUUUCGGACGAGUCCAAGAGUGAUCGAGAGGAUAGCGAUAGAAUCAGGGUUUGUAACUAUUGCUUCAGGCAAUGGGAGCAAGGAUUGGUGACCGAUAACCAUGAAACUGGUGGUGCUUCUAGUCCAGGGCUUAGUCCAUCUCCUUCAGCUAUUAGCUUGGGGAGUCUUAAUACCAGCUUUACUGGUGAUAGCAUCGCAAGUACAGUGAAUUCAAUGGCCUACUCAACUGGACCAUACGAGCAUGUGACCUAUGGUUCUUCUACAAAUCUUGAGCAAUCUUCCCAAUCAGGACAACAUAAUCAAAACAAUGGAGCGUCUGAUCCAAUCAGUAUAAAUACAUAUGUGGAUGUUGGGGAUCUAUCUUCAAAUGAUAACCAAUAUGGUUUAUGUGUUAAUAGGAGUGAUGAUGAGGAGAAUGCAAAUGGGGGGUAUUUUGGUGCUGUUAAUUUUGAUGAAAUUGACAAUAUGUAUCGAUCAUGCAAAGGAGCUUUUGAUGGAGAAGGUGAUGAUAGAAAAGCAGUUAGUCCUUUGUCGUCUGUGGUCUUUGGCUCAGAGUUUCUGGAAGGGAUUAAGGCUUCUGGGAAUGAACCAGGCAUUCCUAAUACUAAUGAUGAAUCUGAAGCUUCACUUUAUGGGAUUGAGAAUGCAGAUGCAGAUAAUUUGGAUUUUGAGAACAAUGGGAUACUUUGGAUCCCUCCAGAGCCUGAAGAUGAAGAUGAUGACAGAGAAUCCGAUCUUUUUGAUGACGAGGACGACAGAGAUGGAGCUGGAGAAUGGGGAUAUCAGAGCUCUUCAAGCAGCUUGGCCGGUGAACUUCAGCAGAGGGAAAAAGCAAACGAAGAACAUCGGAAAGCUAUGAGAAAUGUUGUUGGUGGGCAUUUCAGAGCACUCAUAACACAGCUUUUGCUAGUUGAAAAUCUUCCUGUUCGGGAUGACGACGACAAAGAAAGCUGGCUGGACAUAAUCACCUCUCUGUCAUGGGAGGCUGCUUCACUUCUUAAGCCAGACAUGACCAAAGGUAGUGGGAUGGAUCCUGGUGGGUAUGUAAAAGUGAAAUGCCUAGCAUGUGGGAAACGAAGUAACAGUUUGGUGGUCAAAGGAGUUGUUUGUAAGAAGAAUGUUGCUCAUCGGCGAAUGACUGCAAAGUUUGAUAGACCGCGCCUUUUAAUCCUUGGAGGGGCUUUGGAGUAUCAGCGGGUCUCCACCCACUUAUCAAGUUUUGACACAUUGUUGCAACAGGAAAUGGAACAUCUGAAGAUGGCUGUGCAUAAAAUCAGUUCUCAUAAUCCCAAUAUCUUAUUGGUGGAAAAGUCUGUAUCACGAUUCGCCCAAGAGUAUCUUCUUGAGCGAAACAUAUCUCUUGUACUAAAUAUCAAGAGGCCGCUCUUAGAGCGUAUUGCUCGCUGCUCUGGCACGCAAAUUGUUCCCUCUGUUGACCAUCUAAAGUCACAGUCACAAACAUUGGGUUAUUGUGAAUCCUUCCAUGUGGACAAGUACUUUGAGGAACAUGGAAGUGCUGAUCAGGGUGGGAAGAAACUAACAAAGACCUUGAUGUUUUUUGAGGGUUGUCCAAAACCCUUGGGAUGUACUAUAUUGCUCAAAGGAGCUUCUGGAGAUGAGUUGAAAAAAGUGAAGCAUGUUGUCCAGUAUGGAAUUUUUGCUGCAUAUCAUUUGGCUUUAGAAACAUCUUAUCUUGCUGAUGAAGGUGCUUCUCUGCCAGAACUUCCUUUGAAGUCUCCAAUAACUGUUGCAUUACCUGACAAACCGUUAAACAUUAAUAGAUCCAUCUCUACUGUAUCUGGUCUUGUUAUCCCACCCACUGAAAGGCCCCCGAGUGAAAACAGUCGCCUGGUUUCACAUGUUCCUUCGAUAAUCACUACAAGCACUGUUCCUUUAUCAGAAAGAAAUCAGUCAAGCUCUUUGAACGAGUACAUGGAAUCUUCCUUAAAUUUUGUGCAGUCAACUGUUGACAGCUCUCCGGACUCGUCAUUAUAUGAUGUCCCUAAUUCCAUUGGUAAUGAUCUUCCCCAAGAUGGUGUCUCAGAGCAUGUCAGCAAAUUAGGUGCGAAACAAUUUCCAGAAAACCAUUCCAUAUAUGUAAAACCAGAUGAUUGCCUUCAUGAUGAUUUUGCAGCUGCUAGUUCCUUUAGCACCUCAGUACCAUCUGGACAUAGUGUUUGCAAGAGGAAUGAUGAUUGUAGUCCAGCGACUGAACCUUAUCCCAGCACAAAUCUGUUAGAUUCAAACUAUGGUGAACAAAAUGAGAAAGUGAAGCUGCUGAAGGAAGAAUUUCCGCCCUCACCUUCUGAUGGUCAUAGUAUAUUGGUGUCUUUGACGACACGCUGUGUCUGGAAAGGAGUUGUGUGUGAGAGGGCACAUCUUUUCCGUAUCAAGUACUAUCGGAGCUUUGAUAAGCCUUUAGGACGAUUUUUGCUGGAUGAUUUGUUUGAUCAGAAUUACCAUUGCCGUGUUUGUGAGAUGCCAUCAGAAGCACAUAUUCAUUGUUACACUCAUCAGCAAGGGAGCCUUACUAUUUCUGUGAGAAAGCUUACUGAGUUUCCAUUACCUGGGGAGAGGGAAGGCAAAAUCUGGAUGUGGCAUAGGUGCCUUCGAUGUCCUCGAGUUAACGGAUUUCCUCCUGCUACUAGAAGAAUUGUUAUGUCUGAUGCAGCAUGGGGGCUGUCAUUUGGAAAAUUCUUAGAACUCAGCUUUUCAAACCAUGCAGCUGCUAGCAGAGUUGCUAGUUGUGGCCAUUCUCUUCACAAGGAUUGUCUUAGAUUCUAUGGGUGUGGACGGAUGGUUGCUUGCUUUCGCUAUGCACCAAUUGUUGUUAAUUCUGUCUUCCUUCCACCAUCAAAUCUGGAGUUCACUUGUGCUAAUCUGGAAUGGAUCCAAAUAGAAGCAGAUGAGGUAAAUGACCAGGCAGAGCUUCUAUAUACUGAAGUCUGCAAUUGCAUUAAUGAAAUCUCAGAGAAAUUUUCAAGGUCUGGAUUACUGGAAAGUAACAUAAAAGCUUGUAGAUUGAGAAAACACAUCAUGGAACUAGAUAAAAUACUGAGGAAGGAGAAAGAAGAAUUUGAGGAGUCCUUGCAAAAGGCAUUGCAAUCAAAAAGGCAAGAUGGAAUUGACAUUCUAGAAAUCAACAGAUUAAGGCUGCACUUAUUAAUCCAAUCUUAUGUAUGGGACCAGCGCUUAAUUGAAGCAUCCAGUUUAGAUGCAAAGAUAACUCAGUAUGAAUCUGAUAGUUCUAUUCUGAAAUCCAUGGAGGAAACCUGCAAUUAUGUUGAAAAGACUAAUACAAAUGCCAGUGGUGACGUAGCUACAGAAGUGGACAAUUGUGGUUCUGUGAUUUCAGAUGGAAAAAUUGGAACAGAUCUUAGCCAAGGUGUUAACAUCAAAGAAUUUAAUAAAAUGAUGUGCGAGGAAGAUCUCCAUGGGAUCAAUAUGGGUGAAGCAGAUCCAGCUAAUUCUGUAAAUGCAAUUCAAAGGAUUUCAGCUGGACAAUUCCCUAUUGGGGUGAAUUUAUCUGAUACUCUUGAUGCGGCAUGGAUUGGUGAAAUACUCUCAGGAACUGCCAAGCCCAAGGAGAACGAUGCAAUAGAUCCAUCGAGCUCAAUCAGAUCAGUAGCAGCAAGUCCCAGUUCAGAGAAGCACAAUGAUGCGCGAGAUGAGACGGAGAUUCAUCAUGCUGCUAGCAAUGCUUUGCCUCCCAAGAGUUCUGACUUUUUGGACAGCUCCACUGAUUGGUUAAAUAUGCCCUCUAUGAACAUCUAUCAAUAUACUGCAAGGAAUGCUCAAAAGCUUGAUGCAUUAGGGGACUAUAACCCAGUUUUUGUUUCCUCAUUUCGUGAAUUGAAACGCCUAGGUGGUGCCAGACUGCUGCUUCCUGUGGGUGUUGAUCAUACUGUUAUACCUGUUUAUGAUGAUGAACCAACUAGUAUCAUAGCAUAUGCACUUGUAUCGCCAGAUUAUAAAAAUCAGAUUUCUGAUGAUCCUGAGAUGAAAAAGGAUGGGAUUGACUCUGCAAUUUCUUUGACCAGCCUAGCGAGUUCCCUUUCACUCCAUCCAUUUGAAGUGGUUUCUGGGUCAAUGAAAAGUUUUGGGUCUUCUGAAGAAAGCCUUUUGUCAAUGUCUGGGUCAAGAAACUCCCUCAUCUUGGAUCCAUUGUUCUAUACCAAGGCUUUGCAUGCUAGAGUUUCUUUUUCAGAUAAUGGUCCCCUUGGCAAAGUGAAAUACACUGUCACUUGCUAUUAUGCAAAACGAUUUGAGGCAUUGAGAAAGAUUUGUUGCCCUUCUGAGAUGGAUUUCAUCAGGUCUCUUAGCCGUUGUAAGAAAUGGGGCGCUCAAGGUGGAAAGAGCAAUGUCUUUUUCGCAAAGAGUUUAGAUGAUAGAUUUAUAAUUAAACAAGUUACGAAGACAGAGUUGGAGUCGUUUAUCAAGUUUGCACCAGCUUAUUUUAAAUAUUUGUCCGAGUCAAUCGAAAGUUGCAGCCCUACCUGUCUGGCAAAGAUCCUGGGAAUUUAUCAGGUUACAUCCAAGCAUAUUAAAGGAGGGAAGGAAUUCAAGAUGGACGUUUUAGUAAUGGAGAAUCUUUUGUUCCGGCGUAAUGUUGUACGACUUUAUGAUUUGAAAGGUUCUUGUAGAUCACGAUACAAUCCAGAUUCAACCGGUGGAAACAAAGUUUUACUUGAUCAGAACUUGAUCGAGACAAUGCCUACUUCUCCAAUUUUUGUAGGGAACAAGGCAAAAAGGCUGCUUGAACGAGCUGUUUGGAAUGACACAUCAUUUCUAGCGUCGAUUGAUGUGAUGGAUUAUUCGUUAUUAGUCGGUAUUGACGAAGAAAAACGGGAGCUGGUGGUUGGUAUUAUUGAUUUCAUGAGGCAAUAUACAUGGGACAAGCACCUUGAGACUUGGGUGAAGGCCUCUGGAAUUCUUGGUGGUCCGAAGAAUGCACAGCCAACAGUCAUCUCUCCUGAUCAGUAUAAAAAGCGGUUUAGGAAAGCUAUGACAACCUACUUCCUCAUGGUGCCUGAUCAAUGGUCUCCUCCAACGAUCCUCCCGAGUGAACCUAUGUCAGAUGUUAAUGAGGAGAACUAGAAAUUUGUAGUUUCACCUUGAUUUGUUGUAGAAGUCUCAAGUCUUUGAAUUUGUCACAUCAUAAGUGUAUAGCUCCUGUUAAACAUUUUUGUUGUAAUAUCUUGUUUUUCUUUACUUUAUUCUUGUUACAUUUAUUAAUUAACUUAGUUAAUAAGAAAGGCCCUUUGAGUCAUUUGAUUUAUUCCA